This is a messenger RNA of Hyaloscypha bicolor E, 3585 nucleotides long. RefSeq lists its product as uncharacterized. The coding region runs from base 1 to 3585 and encodes 1194 amino acids. Gene Ontology annotation, molecular function: NAD+ poly-ADP-ribosyltransferase activity. The transcript is spliced from 7 exons. NCBI's taxonomy places the organism in Eukaryota, Fungi, Ascomycota, Leotiomycetes, Helotiales, Hyaloscyphaceae. The record is from RefSeq and is a predicted model, not a curated record.
AUGCCCCGAAAGCAGUUCAUUGCCGACGUCCAGGUCGCCGCGGACAAGAACAUCUUUGGGAUCUCCAGCGUUGUUCGGGGUGACGAUGAUGGCGAAGUCGUUGCCUGUUUCGUUCCUCCCACGGGGGCUUCCAUAGAGAUUUCAUUAUUGGCUCAACCUGAUGUCGGUUCGUACCCUUCGGAGAGCAUGUUUAUGGUCUUCACACAGGCCGAUCUUCCCCCAGCUGCUACAGCCGCUCUUGGGACCGUCUCCGAUUUUUCUGCUGGCAUGCGUCUUCCAGAACUGAUUACGACCCUUUCCCAAAAGCUUCAUGGUGCUUUUGCUACUGGUUCACGAGAGGCUCCGUAUAGUAUCGACGAUGGAUCAGAUGUAUCAAUGGGAGGCGUCAAUGGGAAUGGCAGCUCCGACGAAGAAUCCGACGAAGAUCCGUAUGCGGCCUACGAUAGCGGCCCUGAUGACUUCAUCCCUGGAGACCCUGGAGCAUCCUCGUCCGCUACUUACCACCUCAACGUCGAGGCUGCCAAGAAACUUAAUCGACGUAUCAGACACGACUUGCGAGCGGCGAAGAUGGCCGGCUUUACCGUUGGCGUUUUGACCGGCAUGAAGGCCGAGUGUGUGAGCAGUCUGGCCAGCAUCUCCAUUCGAGUUGCUCAGCUCGGACUUUCAGAGGAGGCCAUCCAGGCUUGGGAUCUCGAGCCGCAAAAAUACAUCGUACUUCUUAUCCGCUAUUCGAGUGGUUACAAGACUUUCGAGGCUGUCAUCUCCGAGCCUGCGAAGUCCCACGACAUCGCCUUUCGAGUCGGAAUUUGCAAUAGGUACAAACCAACAAUUCUUGAAGCCCUGGCUGCGUUCACCGAUGUGACCAAGAAUAUGGGCAAGGAUGAUGAGGAAGAAAAGCCAGAGGUCAAUGAUCAGGCCGGUUUUGCGAAUCUAUUCAUCAGUAGCUCGCUGAACGAAUUCAUCACUCAACAAUUAAUCUCCCUCCUAAAGAUCCGAAACUCUGUGGGCCUGGGCUGGGAUGGAGCAAAGCGCUACUUCAAUGAUAAGCAAGGAAAAUUCGAUGAACGCGCCGCCGACCUUCCAUCAACCUACUAUGAGGAAUCGUCCGAGAAGGACAGCACUCUCCCCACUGCGAUAGCUGCUGAUCAUCUUACCGAUCAUUCAGCCAAGCAGAUCUCAUUCCCACUGAUUGUCGCUCAGUUUGCCAUGCGAUACUUGGUUCGAUGCACAGAUUUCUGUCUCGUUUGUCACGACAAGAUUGAGGAAGAUUUCGAGGCUCUGAAACCCUACGUGUGCAGUAAGCCACUUUGUCUUUACCAGUACAUGUCGUUAGGAUUUGGGCCAAGCGUCGAGCACGAGAUCUUGACUCAGCCAUACGUUGUCGACCUGCUUGUAAGCUUCUGCUAUGCAAGCGCCUACAACCGUCGACUUCGAGAAUAUCCAACUGGCAUGAGUCUAAGCGUCCCUCCAGUGACCAGUUCCGUAACUCGCGCUUUCGCCGCACAUUCUUAUUACCAACCUCAAGCCAACUCACCAACUGCGAAUGAAACACAGGCUGGACUUGAUGUGAAGCUUGACCUUAACCGUCAAGAACUUAUCUUUGAAGAAGGCCAAACUUGCCCAGUUCAGGCAGGGCAUUGGAUUGUAGUCAAUGUAGCUGGCCGUCCAUCAGACCAUUACCGUGUUGAGGAUACGUCUCUAUUCCCGACAAUCAAACUGUCUGAUCUUCCGGUCACUCGUGUUGGCAUGCCUCCUUCCCUGGAUACUAUGCAAGCAAACAUGUUGACAGUUCCUACACCCGCCACGACUCCUCCUCCUCCUGCAAUCGUGACUGCGAAGAUGUCAGUUUACAACCAGAAUUUUGAUGACUUAGAUGAGAUUGGCAAAGCUGAAAGUAUUGUGAUGCUGCUGGAGACUUUGCCGCCAGUUAAGGAGAUGAAGACUUAUCUCUUGCAGAUGAGCCGUUUCUCGGACCCCAGCCUUAAGACUUGGAAGGACCGUAUAUCGCCGGCUGCGUUGGGUAUGCUGCGUUGGAUCAUCGCAUCAAAUCGUUCAUGUUUGGUACAGGUAGAUAGGUGCCCCGGACAAGAUGACACCGAGGUCGUUAUGUCCAAAGUCAGACUUGACCAGAGAGUAUCGAACGUGACAGACAAUUGGGUGCAGUUCCGCUUCGCACAAGGCUCGCCGGACAAGGAGCAGAGAUUCCUGAAUGCCCUAAGAGCCCAACAAGCAAACUUCGACCCACAAUUCCCGUCCAUAUUCGCCUGGCAUGGAAGUCCCCUCCCCAAUUGGCAUAGCAUCAUCAGAUCGGGAUUAGAUUUCAAGGAAGUUUCACAUGGUAGAGCUUAUGGCCACGGGGUGUAUCAUGCACAGGAUCAGGCUGUAUCUGUUGGUUAUGCUCAGCCAAACCAGGGCAAUUGGCCAGGAUCGGCACUUAAGAUUACUUCAGCUAUGAGCUUGAACGAGAUCGUAAAUUGCCCUACCCAGUUUGCAAGUGCCAAUCCAUAUCUUGUGGUUCAGCACAUCGAUUGGAUCCAAUGCAGAUACCUCUUCGUCCAAGUCAGUGCCACAGAUGGUGGAUUCAACUGUGCUGGGUCAAACACCGUGAGCCAUACUUCCGAUCCCUCUAUUGAAGUCAAGCAAGAUCCGAAAUAUACAGCAACAUCAUUACUUCGUAAACCAAUCGGUGUUCCUGCAUGCGCGGUCAAAGUUUCGAGAGGUUUCCGCAUUAGCACGCAAAGCGAGACCCCGUCGAGCAAGAGACGUAAGAACGGAUUUUCGGGAAGCAAAUCGCCAAUGAUCGAGAUGAGCAUCGCUAGUGAGGGUGAGACUCUCUCUGAUCUCGAGUUUCUAUUUUCUGAAGACGAAACUCCUCCUGCGAAUGAGGAAGGUCUAUCAAAGGGCAAAUUCGUUGCAUUGCACGGCUCACCCAAGGUAAAUCCGAAGUUGACCGACUUUGUCCCGGGCUCCUUAGACCAGUCCAGUCUUCCUAUGUUGGAGCCACCGUCUUAUGCUACUCCCACAGCCACGAAGACCCUCAACAGAAAUCUGCGAGAAGUUCUAGAGAUUCAAAAGAAGACGCCUCUCCACGAACUGGGCUGGUACAUUGAUCAGGAGUUGGUCAGCAAUGUCUAUCAAUGGAUUGUUGAGUUGCACUCUUUUGAAGCAAGCCUUCCACUUGCACAGGACAUGAAGAAAGCUGGGGUGACCAGCAUCGUCCUUGAAAUUCGGUUCGGAAAAGACUAUCCCUUCAGUCCACCAUUUCUACGUGUCAUUCGGCCUCGCUUCAUGCCUUUCGCUGCUGGUGGGGGCGGCCAUGUCACUGCUGGAGGAGCCAUGUGUAUGGAAUUACUUACCAAUUCGGGUUGGAGCUCGGUUUCUACGAUUGAGAGCGUUCUUCUCCAAGUACGCAUGGCAAUUAUGAACACGGAACCUAAGCCGGCACGCCUUGAACAUUGCAGCAAGGCGCAUCAGCGGGAUUACGGUACCGCCGAAGCUAUUGAUGCAUUUAUUCGGGCCUGCCGUGCUCAUGGCUGGACUGUUCCUCCUGGAUUCCAGGACUUCGCUGGCCCAAGCGGAUAUUGA